Messenger RNA from Aspergillus heteromorphus CBS 117.55, 1362 nucleotides. RefSeq names its product ArsA family ATPase. Gene Ontology annotation, biological process: post-translational protein targeting to endoplasmic reticulum membrane. The record is from RefSeq and is a predicted model, not a curated record. The coding region runs from base 234 to 1259 and encodes 341 amino acids. Gene Ontology annotation, molecular function: ATP hydrolysis activity; ATP binding. The transcript has 3 exons. Lineage: Eukaryota; Fungi; Ascomycota; Eurotiomycetes; Eurotiales; Aspergillaceae. Gene Ontology annotation, cellular component: GET complex.
UACUCGGUCCAUCCAAAUCUAGCGUGCGGGUGACUCAGAUCCUCCCGGGAAGGUUCUCGAAGCUCUUCAGCCGCCACUACCAAAAGUUUUGGGCCUCCGCGGGGAAAUCAUACGUGGUGAGUCCAAGCUACAACAACUUCGGGGCCAUCAACAAUUACGUACGGAAGCUCAUCUAGCUGGGGAUUAAACAGACUACGAAUCGAAGCCGGUACUGAUCCACGCGCGCUUCCAUCAUGUCCACCGCUAUCGUGCAGGGCGACGACCUCAUGGAGCCCACGCUCCAGUCGGUUGUCAACCAGAAGACCCUCCGUUGGAUUUUUGUCGGCGGUAAAGGAGGUGUGGGUAAGACCACGACCUCCUGCUCUCUCGCGAUUCAGCUUGCCAAAGCUCGCAAAUCCGUCCUGCUCAUCUCCACCGACCCCGCACACAACCUGAGCGAUGCUUUUGGACAGAAGUUUGGAAAGGAGGCCCGGCUGGUCGAUGGGUAUUCGAACCUCAGCGCCAUGGAGAUCGACCCGAACGGUAGCAUCCAGGAUCUGUUGGCCAGUGGGGAAGGACAGGGUGAUGACCCUCUUUCUGGAAUGGGCGUCGGCGGUAUGAUGCAGGAUCUGGCGUUCAGUAUUCCCGGUGUCGAUGAAGCCAUGUCCUUUGCCGAAGUUUUGAAGCAGGUCAAGUCGUUGUCCUACGAGGUGAUCGUGUUCGAUACUGCGCCGACCGGCCACACCCUUCGCUUCCUCCAGUUUCCAACCGUUUUGGAGAAGGCUCUUGCGAAGCUGUCGCAGCUGUCAUCUCAGUUCGGCCCCAUGUUGAACUCGAUUCUCGGUUCCCGCGGUGGUCUACCAGGCGGUCAGAACAUCGACGAGCUGUUGCAGAAGAUGGAGUCGCUGAGGGAAACAAUUAGCGAGGUUAACUCGCAAUUCAAGGAUGCCGACCUGACCACCUUCGUCUGUGUCUGCAUUGCCGAGUUCCUGUCUCUAUACGAGACCGAGCGCAUGAUCCAAGAGCUGACGAGCUACAACAUCGACACCCAUGCUAUCGUGGUCAACCAGCUCCUGUUCCCGAAAGAAGGCAGCCAAUGCGAGCAGUGUACCGCACGGAGGAAGAUGCAGAAGAAGUACUUGGAACAGAUCGAAGAGCUGUACGAGGAUUUCAACGUCGUCCGCAUGCCAUUGUUGGUUGAGGAGGUCAGAGGGAAGGAGAAGCUUGAGAAAUUUAGCGACAUGCUUGUACACCCGUAUGCUCCCCCGGAGGGAAACUAAGGUGCCUUGGCUGAAGAGUUAGUGGUAUUUGCGGCGAACGUUGUUUUCUGGACGAGUCAUGAAAAGAGUAUAGACAAUAAUACACGAAGCAUUAAGAUUCCUG